Molecule: messenger RNA, 6455 nt
Organism: Mya arenaria
Lineage: Eukaryota; Metazoa; Mollusca; Bivalvia; Myida; Myidae
Product: X-linked retinitis pigmentosa GTPase regulator-like
Exons: 20
Coding region: 1-2502 (833 amino acids)
Source: RefSeq, a predicted model, not a curated record
AUGGCGGCUGAAGACGAUUCGGAUGUACCAGAAACGGGUGCUGUGUUUACAUUCGGAAAGAGUAAGUUUGCAGACAACUUGCCAAACAAGUUCUGGGUGCGAAAUGACGAGGUGCGAAGUGUUGCCUGUGGGGAUGAACACACUGCUCUUGUGGCAGAGAGUGGUAGAGUGUUUACAUUUGGAACAAAUGACUGGGGCCAGCUAGGACUUGGAACAAGCAAGACAGCAGAUAGACCCAGCUGUAUCAAAUCUUUGAAAUCUGAGAAAGUUAAACUGGUAGCAUGUGGCAGAUCUCACACAAUUGUUGCAACAGAGUCUGGAAAGCUGUAUGGAUUUGGAGCAAAUGGCGAGGGCCAGCUAGGUGUUGAGGACUCGCCGGCCAGCAAUGUACCCAAGUGUAUAGACAGUCUUGUUGUUCAGCAGUACACAAUGCUGGCUGCAGGAGCAGACCACUCUGUUGCUCUUACUGAGGAUGGGGCAGUGUUUGUUUGGGGUGGAGGCAGCGAGGGCCAGCUAGGCCUUGGUGGGAAAACAGAGUGUCCAGAGCCCGAGGAGAUCAUGAUUGAGGACCGGUUCACAUGUAUCUCCUGUGGAUACUACCACACAGCCAUGGUCACAGAAUCUGGGGACCUGUUCACAUUUGGGGAAUGUGAGGGGGGUAAACUUGGAAUUGGGGAUGACCCUGAUGAGACUGACACCCCACAGAAAGUGGACCUGCCCGAGCGUGCAACUGCUGUUGCCUGUGGAGGCUCACACACUGUAGUACUCACAGAGACUGGGUCAGUUUACACAUUUGGAGAGGGUGCAAGUGGUCAGCUUGGUCAUGGAACACAUUGUCUUCAGAUUUCCACGCCACGCAAAGUCAACAUUAACUUCAAAGUUGCAUCUAUAGCAUGUGGAGAAAACCAUACUUCAUUAAUAACAGACAAAGGCCAGUUGUUCACAUUUGGUGAUGGCCGCCAUGGAAAGCUUGGGCUGGGACAGGAGAGCUUCUCUAAUCAGUUUAUACCCACCAGAGUCAAGAGAUUCCUCAAGUUUGCAGUAGAAAAGGUGUCAUGCGGAGGGUGUCACAUGAUCUGUCUUGCCAAACCCCGGCUAGAAAACGGGCACCUGUCUGACUCGGAAGAUGACCUGAUAAUGGAGUCAAAGAUGAAUGGAACACUCAAUCACAGUCUUCGACCUGAUGGAUCUAUUGAUCUUAACAACAGUGUCACGGCGCGGGACAGACGGAGAAAGAACAAUGACUCAUUUAAGAAUGACCUGAACAGAACUUUACCCCCUCUUGCCAGUGGUCAGAAGAUCCCACCCAACCUGCUCCACCAAACUGUGCCGGCCGUCAAGACACGCAGAAUAGAAUCAAAACCAAAUGACAAGUUAAAAGGAGAUGGAGAUGCAGAUAGCGCUCACGAGGCAGAGGAGGAGGCAAUUAAGGCUGAAUCUCACGAGGCAGUGCAGUCUUCCCCUAAAGCUCUACCUCGACCUCUCCCCAGGAAACACCCUCAAGAAGAGCAUGACAGUGAAGAGGAAAGCGAUGCAGAGGUGGAAGAAGAAGAGAUGACAGAGUCUAAAAGGGCCCUUCCACAGGCCCCACUGCCCCCACCCCGUAAGCAGCCUGCCCACCCACACUUUGAGGACGAGGAAGAAUCAGAAGAGGAGGGAGAGAAACAUGCAGAUAGAAAACCUCCACCUAAACCAGCACGCAAGAAAAAAAAGAAAGAAAAGAAAGUUGAUAUAUUUGGCAAGAAGAAAACUGGUAUUUCUGAUGAUGAUGAAGAUGAUGAAGGAGAAGAUGAAGAAGAAACAGAAGAAAAUGUUGAAGACUUUGUGGAAUCUGAAGGUGAAAAGUCUUCUGAAGUGGAAGAACGGGUCGUAUCUCUUAAAGCUGAAAAGGAAGAUGAAGCUAAGUCAGAUAAGGAAGAAAAAGAUCAUGAUGAUGAUGAAGAGGUGAAAGAGGAGGAGGAGGAGGAGGGUGAAGUAGAUAAAAAGGGAAAGAAGAAAGAUAAGAAAAAGGAUAAAAAGAAAGAAAAAGUUAAGAAAAAAGACAAAGAUAAAAAGAAAGAUAAGAAGAAGAAAAAAGGUGAUGAAGAUGAAGAGGAGGAAGAAGAAGAUGAAGAAAAAGAUGAAAAAGAAGACGAAAAAUCGACGAAAAAGGAUAAAAAGAAAGAUAAAGACAAGAAAAAAGACAAAGAUAAGAAGAAAGACAAGAAAAAAGACAAGAAGAAAAAGAAAGGUGAUGAUGAGGAGGAAGGGGAGGAGGAAGAAGAAGAUGAGGAUGACGAAGAAAAGUCUAAAAAUGAUAAGACAAAAGAGAAAGACAAAAAGAAGGAUAAAGGCAAGGAUAAGGACAAGAAGAAAGAUAAACACAAAAAGGGUGAUAAGGAUGAAGAUGAUGAUGGUGAGAAGUCUGAAGAUGAGAAGGAGGAGGGAGACACGGAGAAAAAAGAGGAAGAGAAACCUGCUGAGCCAAUCAAGAAAAAGUCAAGAACAUGCACCAUAUUGUGAUUGGAAAAUGGAGAGUCAUAUUUAGGGGAUGGAAAUAUUUCUCUGCAUGAGGAGCAAGUGAUAGAUAGUUGUAGAGUGCAUAUUCUGUGUAACCUUAGAAACUGGACUGGUGCAGGAUCAUACCCUGACAGAAGUGAAACUGUGAUGUUAGACAUCUUCUGAAGUUACGAUGGACCACAAUCUAAUUGUACAGAAAACGGAAGAUACUGUAAAGGAGAUCUGACAGAUUGUCACAAAAAUAAUGCAUUUGCAGUGUUUGAGAGCAUAUAUUUUAAUUGACAUGAUGCUAUAUGGCAUUUAGACUGCCUUAGAUAAUUUCCUAUUUUGUUUAACAAAAGAAUUACUGAAUCGAAGUCACUGUGCAUUUGUUUGUCUAGUGUUGUCAUGUUACUAGUAAAUCUCGCAUUGGUUAAACAGUUAUGAAUAUUUAUUUCAGUCUGAUUAAAAAUGAUGUUAAUUGUGUGGACAACAGAACAUCUGAAAUAUUUUUCCCCAAAAGAAACAUUGGCAAUGGUAGUUGCAUACACGUCAUUGAAACUUACUAUGAAAUGUUAGUCAAGUCAAUGAAGUGGAGCACAAUGACUUAAUUACAUUGGCAAUCUGGGCACCUGAUCUUAUCCAAGAAUAAUUCAAUCUGAGGAAUUUAAAACUAUUGAAGUUUUAUCAUAACGGUUAACUCAUUCAAAAUGGAGUCUAGAUCAGUUGUAAGAAUCUGUUGUCCACUUGGCUGUACAAAGUGUAUUUGUAUAUAACCUGUAGAUAUUGACCUAAUUCCUUGGGGCAAGAAUGGUGCUAAAGGAUUGUCCUCAUUCUCUGCCCUCAGUUAUAAUUCUUUUUCUUUUUUUGCCUUUAUGGUGAUUUUAGUUUUACAUUUAUAAUAUUGAUAUUGAAUUCAUUUUACCUGUGUCAUAAAAGUGUGAUUCCGUCCAAACUAUUUUCCAGGUAAUUCACAAGGUUUUAAGUAGGCAGUAGCUUAUUAAAUACAUGUAAUUUAUAUGUUAACGAUUGUAGUUGUAAAUAUGUACUAUAUUAUAUUUUUAUAUACUCAUUUCAUUUUUAGACUGAUAUAUAAGAAGGUAUUGAUCAAAAUGUGUUGUUUGAUGGGUAGAAAUAUUUAUUUAUUUUAAAUGUUGUGAAAAUUAGAUGGCAUAUUUCUUCCUGGAAAACUGUGACUUUUCCCCUUUUAAUGAAUAGAUUAUGAGCUUUAACUGUGAUAUAUGACUCCAUGACUGUCUGAAACUGUUAUAUUUGUUAAUAUAUAACCCUUCUUUGUAGAUAUAAGACAAUUGGUCCGUAUAUCACUGUAUUUGUAGAUUUUUUUUGGCUGGGACAGACCUUGCCAAAAAUAUAAUAUGGACCGCUGACAUCAUAUUUUAUGGACUGAUGAUGUCAUUAAACUGGAGUGCGGCUAGUGAUUUUCACAAGGAAAAAUUGUAGCAAGUAAACACAUCAAGCGGUAUAAAAAUGUUUGGUAUAAUAUAACAAAUAUUACACACCACUUCGACCAUACGGCUUUCAAAGGCACAGGCAGUCAGACACCAAAAAUGAGUGGACGUCAGCUAACGCCUCGGUCCAUAUACACUUGAUGGCUGACUGGCAGGUCCUUAUCAUGGCUUAUGUCAUAUAAUUAUUUCAGUGGUGUGUAAUAUUUUUUAAAAAUGGACACAUGGACCUAUACUGUAAUUUAAACAUUAUAUGCCAUUAUAGAACAACUGUUUAAAAUCCAAAAUGAUCUUGGUACAGAACUUUCGAGGUACGAAACAAUUAAGUUUGUGAUGAAUACAUUAUACUUGGAGACUCCAUCUUUUGUGUGCAAAUACCGUAAUUCACCUAAGAGUUCGGACACUUUAAAUAUUCGGACACCCAUAAUUAUUUUCCAAAAUAAUUUAUUUUGCGUACCUAAUUUUCGGACACCCAAAGGACAUCAAUCAUAACUUUCACAGUUACCAAGUUUCACAGACAAAGAUUAUUGAUUUUUAUCUUUACAAUGCCUGGCUAGAUUACCAAAUGGUAUGUAUACACCACUGUGACAAGUUAAUUAGUUACUACCCAUCCUAAACGAUUUAUUGCCUGUUGAAAAGGAAGUGUGAUAUAUUUAUUGGAGGAGUAAAGAAACAACAAGGACAAUCAAGGGAUUAAGAAAACAUAGACAAGAUAUGUUUGUAAAACGAUCUGCCAAUAAACUUUCUAACUUGUACCACACUUACAGACUGUAUGAAACAAUAAUCGUACAGUUAUACAUUAAUACUGCAUAGCAAUGUCCAUGCUCUCCACGAGAUCCUCGUGGGUAUAACUGUAAGUUAAGUGACGUCACACAGUGUGACUCUUUGAUCUGAAGCCGAUAGAAUGUGUUUAUUUAGUUCAAUGCAUGUAUAAAAUGGUGUUUUAAUUAACUUGAUGAAGGAUUUACACUUAUAGGCGUAAUAAAUAAGUUUAUGACCAUUGAUUACUACGGAUAAAUUAAUAAGUGGUAAAAUGCAAACUUGAAGAAAAAAGGCAGGUUAAACAAACAUGUAAAUAAAAUGUAAAAAUAGUAAUUUUCUAUGUAUUCGGACAGCGAAAAAAAUAAUUAAUUUAAGGUGUCCGAACUCUUAGGUGAAUUACGGUACAUUCUAUUUGUAAACUUAUAAGCUCAAAAUGAAACUCAAUGUAUUGCCAGUAUAUUUUUUUGUCCACUUACAUUGAAUUUGUAUAUGGUAAUUUUUUUAUAAUGUAAAUAUUCCCAUAUUGUUUUCCUUUGUCCAUUUGAUGGACAUUUUUAUUAGAGGCGUCUGAUGAAAAUCUUUUUUAUCAGUGACGGAAUGAGGCAGUUGUCAAAAUUAAAAAUUAACAUUCACUGCUCACUGUGGUAAAUACCCACCCACUUAGUUAUGACAGGUUAAGAACAGUAUCACACUCAACAAUUGAGCUUCCACACAUUUUUAGAAAAUUCUUAUUAACACUUAGGACUAUCAUCCCAAAGACAAUUAAUCUGCGUUCUUUCAUGAUUGAUGCGGACAUGACGCAACAAUAUUUAGAUAUUUGGCUGACAUCAGUUAUGUGAUCAGUGGACUUAUGAAAAAGUGCAUUUCCUAAUUAAUUGAUUAAAUAUUGUUCAAACAUUAGAUUUUAAGAAAAGAUCAAUCUGUUUCGAACAUAGAAAACAUUUGUUUCAUUAAUCAUGAUUGAUUUUUCAUUAUAGCCUGUUAUACGAAAUCUAGUGCUUUAUGUUUGUAGAAUCAGUACAUUUGUGUUUGUUUAUCGUUAUGUACCAUUUCAUGCCUAUUUAAUGAUAUGUGCCAAUUAUAAUAGAUGGUUUGGUUUGACCUAUAAGAGACAUUUAUGCUAGCAUCGUCCCAUGAACAGUUCUACAGUGAUAAGUAAUACUGUUAUUGCAGAAAAAGAAGUACUCGUUUGGCUCAAAAUUUCCGAGGCUCGAGGUAUUUUCGCUGGUCCCUCGGAGUUCAAGCCAACGGGGUUCCACUGUAAUGUGAUAGCCUUGUCAUCGUUGUUUAUGUAAAAGUACAUUUAGCUUGGCAUACCACUAUUGAAAUGCAACAAUUGUUGCCAGUGGUUAAAAAACAACAGGUGAUCAUUGAUGUACUCUCUGAGUGGCUCUUGUGUAAUAGCUAAUGCUUUUUCUUUCCCUGUAUGCUUUUAAAGAAUAUAAGUUGUUAAUUUACAUAGAAUUUAUCAUAUAUAAUGGUGUUUGUUAUUGUUAUUCAUAUUAUACUAAAUGCCUAUAUGUUUGGAAUAGAGAUUAAUUCAUAUCCAGCAUUUUUACUACACAGUUUAGUUGUUAUGUCUUGUCUUUGUGACUCGUUUUGCAUGUGAAUUUUAUGUAGUCCAAGAUGUUAUAUGUUUAUUCAAUAACGAUUAGUGAAAUACCUUUAGUUUUGUUGAUAUGCAUUUGUGUAUUGACCUCACAAGCAGCUCAUUCAUGUAUAAAUCAUGAAUAAAACUUGAAAAACCUU